UUGAACACCAAAUAGUGUGGACGUGUUGCACCAGUUCUUAGUUACUUCUAUUCGCAAAUAGACGCCAAAAAUGCGUGCAAAUUUCUACUUCCUCCUCGCCUUUUGUUACCUUUCAAAUGCCAUAAGCACAGACCCAAUCGUUCUUGUACACGGCGGUGCAGGCGCAAUCAAAGAUUCCGAUGUUCCAGUAGCUUUGACUGCCGUCAAAGUGGCAGCUCGUGUCGGCUAUGAGACACUCAAAUGCGGUGGCAGCGUCCUGGAUGCCGUACAGGAAGCGGUUCGUUCGAUGGAGAUGAAUCCACAAUUAAAUUCCGGUUAUGGUUCUGUGCUCAACUGGGAAGGCAAAGUCGAAAUGGAUGCAGCGAUCAUGAACGGUGCAGACUUGGAUGCCGGUUGUGUGUCGGUAGUGCGAGACAUUUAUCACCCUAUCGAUUUGGCACGCCGUGUCAUGGAGAAAACUCGUCACAAGUAUCUAUCCGGCGAGGGAGCAAUGCUAUUCGCUGAGGAACAGAAUUUCCAAAUACUAGACGAAGGCGCUUUGGUAACCAACAAAUCACUGAAAGCACUCGAAGACUAUAAAAACAGUUUGAAUGCAACAACACAGACUCGCACGGACGCAGACUGUUCAGUUGGCCUAGAAAAUUCAAUACCGUCUUCUGUCUUGAAUACGUUCCUCAACGAAUACGGCUCACCUGGAACGGUGGGUGCUGUAGCGAUAGAUGAAUUUGGAAAUUUAGCAGCAGCAACGUCUACAGGUGGUAUGACAGGUAAAAUGCCGGGACGAGUUGGCGAUUCUCCGUUAUUGGGAGCUGGCACUUAUGCUGAUAACGAAGUGGGCGCUAUAUCGGCAACUGGCCAUGGUGAGACUAUAAUGCGUUACAAUUUAGCUUCACGCAUUUUAGCUUUAAUCAAAUUUGAGAAUAUGACAGCAAACGAGGCGACCUCACAAGCCUUAAACGAUAUGACAGUCCGUUUUAGGGAGACAGCCGGCGUAAUAAGCAUUGAUAGAUCUGGCAAUCUGGGUAUUAACUUUACAUCAAAUCGUAUGAGUUGGGCCUAUCAACGUGACGAAGAACUGCAUUACGGCGUUGAUAGGGAUGAAGAUAAUGUCGAUAUAGUCGGUGAACCACGUUUGAGUGCUCUAGACUUGUGCGUUUAAGAUGCUGCUAACUAUAAUGGGCAUAUUGCAGAUUUACUCAAGCUACUUAAUAAAAAUCGUAUAU
Messenger RNA from Anastrepha ludens (Mexican fruit fly), 1223 nucleotides. Its product is annotated as probable isoaspartyl peptidase/L-asparaginase GA20639. Gene Ontology annotation, molecular function: asparaginase activity. NCBI's taxonomy places the organism in Eukaryota, Metazoa, Arthropoda, Insecta, Diptera, Tephritidae. The coding region runs from base 71 to 1159 and encodes 362 amino acids. The transcript is spliced from 3 exons. The record is from RefSeq and is a predicted model, not a curated record.